AUGUGGGUGCCUCGGGUCAUCACUGCCAUCAGAGCUCAAAGUAGCAUCUCCAAUCCUCUUACUUAUCCUUCUAAGUUUCAACAUGAUCCAGUCACCCUCCUCCUUAAGAGAAGAGAUCUCACCGAAAAGGGUGAACGGGUAAGGGCAUGGGAGAGACUGAAUCAUGAGAUUGGGAAGAGAAGAGACAAGGAGAAAUUGGCCUUGCAUUUAGUGAAAGAACUGAGGAGUUUCACCCAUGAUCUUUGUGGUCGAGAAGCUCCCGAAGCAACUGUUGAGGAUGCUUGUGCUCUACUUUUUUACCUCUUCAAUGAGAAGAGGGUUGUGGAACAAAGGGACAUUGGUCGUCUUCGUCUCUCCUUUGGAGAUGUCUCAUCAUCAUCUGCCAACAAGGCGUUCAAGAAGGUGAAAGAAUUGUGUGCUUCUUUACCUGAAACCUUGCUGGAAGAAGUGAAAGGGAAGAGUCAUGCAGAUGUAGAUGAGACCACAAAGCUCAAGGCCCCCUUUGGAGCAGAUUUGAAGAUUGAUGCAUCUGUAUCAGGUCCUCCCUUUCCCCCAGGGCGAGAAGAUGCUUUGAUUGAUUUCUAUUCCCUUGAUACCCAUGAUCAUGCUCCAGGUGUCUCCCUGCAACUCUUGCCAGAUGUGGGUCAGGCUGUGAAACAGUGGGACAGAGUUUGGCUGGAGAAUUCCCUUAAAGCCAGUGUGGUAAUGGCUGGAAUUACACCAUCUGAAUUGGUCUCCUCUGUUGUCACACUCCUAUCCUCCAAAAAGUGUAAUGAAGAGCUCCAAAAUGAGUUAUUUGAUCUUCUUGGAUUUGAACGUUUUGAAUUGAUAGAAGAGAUCCUUAUGCAUCGGAAGGAAAUCCUCGAUUCUUCAAAGCAGGUGGGAUCAACCUUAAAUGUCCCAGUUCAGGCUAGGAGUGAGAAGCGUCCAUUGUAUGGGUGUCAGGUGAUAGUUCAGUCAGAGGAAGAAGCAUUAGCAAGGAAGCAGAUGAGGAGGGAUGAGAAGAAGCUCAUAAGACAGACUGGCAAGAUUCUCAGUGAUGAUCCAGGGGAAGGAGGAGAUGAAUUUGAUCCUGCCCUCCUUAGGGCUAUCAGAGAGAGCCAGCUGGAAGAAGCCAAGCGCGCACCAAUCUUUAGACGGAGAGUAGCUGAUGGUUCUCGAGAGUCAAUCCCGUAUCCCCAUGUUUAUGACUCACUUGCUGUGGCCAAAUCCCAAGCAGCAUUAGUGGGAGGUCGGAAGAUGGUUUUGCCAGCCACAAUGCAGAGGGUCAACACAGAGCGUUAUGAAGAGAUCAAUAUCCCUCAUUCUGGUCCUGCACUCUUGCCAUCAGAUAUUGGACAAGAUCUCAUCUCCAUCAGCUCCCUUGAUGAUAUUGGGCAGGUGGCAUUCAAAGGGACAGAGAGCCUUAACCUCAUCCAGUCUAUUGUUUACCCCACAGCAUAUUACACAAAUGAGAAUCUGCUUGUCUGUGCCCCUACUGGAGCUGGAAAGACCAAUGUUGCUAUGCUUGCUGUUGUCCAUCAGAUCCGCCAGCAUCUUGACCCUGAUGGAACAAUAAAAAAGGAUUCUUUCAAGAUCAUAUACGUGGCUCCCAUGAAGGCUCUUGCUGCAGAAGUGGUGGAAAAAUUCUCUCAACGUCUUGCACCACUGGGCCUCCAAGUGAAGGAACUGACAGGGGACAUGCAGAUGUCCAAGGCAGAAAUUCUUUCCACACAGAUGAUUGUGACCACUCCUGAGAAGUGGGAUGUUGUAACAAGGAAACCAGGAGAUGCAUCCCUCUCACAACUUGUCAAGCUUUUAAUCUUUGAUGAAGUUCACCUCUUGCAUGGAGACAGGGGACCUGUAGUGGAGUCUUCUCAGCGAAUGAUUCGCAUUGUUGGACUCUCAGCCACACUCCCUAAUUAUGUGGAUGUUGCCAUGUUCCUUGGGGUGAAUCCAAGAGUGGGGCUUUUUGUCUUUGACUCCAGGUUCCGCCCAGUGCCCUUGAAUCAGACUUUCAUUGGAGUAAGAGGAAGAGGGAAUAGCUUGCAACAGGUGGAAGACAUGGAUCAUGCAUGUUAUGAAAAAGUGGUGUCAUUCUUGGAGAAGGGGAAGCAAGUGAUGGUAUUUGUGCAUGCCCGUAAUGCCACAACCCGGACAGCCCUUGUUAUCAAGGAACUGGCUCUCAAACGAGGCCAGGCACAUCUUUUUGCUCCACCUGAUAAUUCAGCUCUUGGUCUUGCUCAGAAAAACAUAGCUCGUUCCAAGAAUAAGUUGCUUAAUGACCUAUUCCCUCAUGGCCUAGCUACGCAUCAUGCUGGCAUGCUUCGAUCUGACCGGAACUUGGUAGAGAAAUACUUCAGGGAAGGGUACAUACAGGUUCUGGUAUGCACAGCCACUCUUGCUUGGGGUGUCAAUCUCCCUGCUCAUGCUGUCAUCAUCAAGGGUACAGAACUGUAUGACUCCAAGUAUGGAACAUUUGUGGACCUGGGGAUGCUGGAUGUGAUGCAGAUUUUUGGUAGAGCAGGUCGACCACAAUAUGACAAGCUGGGUCAUGGGGUCAUCAUCACAUCUCAUGAAAAACUCUCCCAUUAUCUUUCCCUUCUCACAUGCCAGUGCCCAAUAGAGAGCUCCUUCCUACAAGGCCUGGUUGAUAACCUGAAUGCUGAAGUGUCCCUGGGGACAGUGAGCAACAUUGAUGAGGCAAUGGAAUGGAUGUCCUACACAUAUCUCUAUGUACGCAUGAGGCGCAAUCCCCUUGUCUAUGGGAUAACUCACAAGGACCUGAUGGAUGAUCCAACUCUGACUCGACAAAGACGAGAAUUUGUUGUGGCUGCAGCCAAGGCCCUGGAUGCUGUUAAGAUGGUGCGAUAUGAUCCCCGCACAUCAUACCUCCAUGCCACAGAUCUUGGACGUACUGCAAGUUCAUACUACAUCAAAAAUGACACUGUGCAAUUGUUUAAUGAAGCCCUUCAUCCAAGUGUGCAUGAAGGAGAUAUUCUGGCCAUGAUCUCCAAAGCCCAGGAAUUUGAUCAGCUCAAAGUCAGAGAGGAUGAAAUGAAGGAGUUGGAAUAUCAACGAGAAGUGUCAUGUGAACUACCAGUGCCUGGUGGAUGUGAGAACUCAUAUGGCAAAGUGAACAUCCUCCUCCAGACUCAUAUUUCACGAGGAAAGCUGGAAACCUUCUCUCUCAUCUCUGAUCAAGCCUACGUUGUUCAGAAUGCAACUCGUAUCCUCAGAGGGGUGUUUGAUAUUGUGUUAAGGCGGGAUUUGCCUGUGCUCACUGGGCGUGUCCUCUUACUCUGCAAAAUCAUUGAGAGACAGCAAUGGGCAUGGGAACAUCCUCUGAGACAGUUCCUUGGGCUCACCCAUCAUAUUUCCCAUGAAAUUGUGAGCAAGCUAGAAAGCAGGGAGCUGGACUUGGAUCGCAUCAGAGAGAUGACAUCUGAGGAGGUGGGGCAUCUCAUCCAUCAUGUGAAGAUGGGACAAGAUGUGAAAAGGGCUGCAGAGGAGAUUCCCCUUUUAGAUGCACAUACCACCAUCCAGCCUAUCACAAGAAGUGUUCUUAGGGUGCGACUUGUCCUUUCACCAGCAUUCCACUGGAACCAGCGCAUACAUGGUGGAACAUCUGAAGGCUUUUGGGUUUGGCUUGAGGACCCAGAUACUGACCACAUCUACCAUCAUGAAUAUUUUGUCAUCACCAAGAAACAGGUAACAUUGUCUGAAGGGAAAGAAUGCAAAAUUUGUGCUAAAUGCAGUGGAAUUGCCCUACUUGUCUAUGGAUUCUUCCAGGUGAUGCGAGAGGAAUCACAGACUUUGGUAUUCACUAUACCAAUCUUUGAACCCCUUCCAUCUCAAUAUUAUGUGAGAAUUUGUAGCGAUCGAUGGUUGGGUUCUGACUCCCUUGUUCCCAUCUCCUUUCAACAUCUCAUUCUUCCAGAAAGACAUCCUCCUCACACAGAGCUGCUGGAUCUGAUUCCUCUCCCAGUUUCGUCCCUGGGUGAUCCCCGAUAUGAGCUUCUAUACACAUUCACACACUUCAAUCCUAUCCAAACUCAACUGUUCCAUUGCCUCUAUCACACUGAUCACAAUGUCCUCCUUGGAGCUCCAACUGGAUCAGGAAAGACCAUCACAGCUGAAAUUGCCAUGUUUCGGGUGUUCCAUCAGAUGCCAGGAUCCAAGGUGGUCUAUAUUGCUCCUAUGAAGGCUCUAGUGCGAGAACGUGUUGCUGAUUGGAAGGUGAGGCUGGAGGAGAAACUUGGACAUGCAGUAGUGGAGCUCACUGGAGAUGUGACCCCUGAUGUCCGGGCCAUCCAAAGUGCAGAUGUCAUAGUGACCACGCCAGAGAAAUGGGAUGGUGUCAGUCGGAGCUGGCAGACAAGGAGUUAUGUGAAGAAUGUUGCACUUAUUGUUAUUGAUGAGAUUCAUCUCCUGGGUGAAGAUCGAGGACCUGUCCUAGAGGUGAUAGUGUCUCGGACAAGUUUCAUUGCAUCACACACCAAGAGGCGACUACGUAUAAUUGGCCUGUCAACAGCAUUGGCCAAUGCACAGGACCUUGCUAGCUGGCUUGGAAUAUCUGACAUGGGACUGUAUAAUUUUCGUCCUUCAGUGCGUCCUGUUCCCCUUGAGGUCCACAUUUCUGGUUUUCCAGGGAAGCACUAUUGCCCACGCAUGGCAACCAUGAACAAACCAACAUACCAGGCUAUCCGGACACAUUCACCUUCCAAACCGUGCCUUGUUUUUGUAUCAUCCCGAAGACAAACACGCCUGACAGCUUUGGACCUGGUGGCAUAUCUGGCUGCUGAGGAUGAUUCCAAACAGUGGCUCCAUGCUCCUGAACAGGAGAUAGAGCACAUUAUAUCUAUGGUGAAAGAUACAAAUCUCCGACUUACUCUGGGCUUUGGGAUUGGAUUGCAUCAUGCUGGAUUGAAUGAACGAGACCGAAGGAUAGUGGAGGAAUUGUUUGUGAAUCAAAAGAUCCAAGUGUGCAUUGCAACAGCCACUCUUGCAUGGGGAGUAAAUUUUCCAGCUCACCUGGUUGUAGUAAAGGGGACUGAGUACUAUGAUGGGAAGAAGAAACGAUACGUGGAUUUCCCCAUUACUGAUGUCCUCCAGAUGAUGGGGCGUGCUGGGAGACCACAAUAUGAUGACCAGGGAGUAGCUGUAAUUUUGGUCCAGGACACAAAGAAGCAUUUCUACAAAAAGUUUCUUUAUGAGCCCUUUCCUGUGGAAUCCUCCCUCCCUCAGGUCUUGGCUGAUCACCUGAAUGCUGAGAUAGUUGCAGGCACUAUUGCAACAAAGCAAGAUGCCCUGGAUUACCUCACAUGGACAUUCUUCUUCCGCCGUCUCCUUGAGAAUCCCACAUAUUAUGGGUUGGACCAACUAGAAGGGAAUGAGAUCAACACCUACCUCUCACGGUUGGUGGAUGAUUCAUUCAGGGAACUCCAGGAAUCAUAUUGCAUCGAAGAAGGGGAUGAUGGCCGGAGUGUAAGCAGCACAUCUGCAGGUCGUAUUGCAUCUUUCUAUUACCUUAGUCACAAGACAUUGAGGAUGUUUUAUGAGCACCUGGCACUCAAUUCCUCCAUGGAGGAUAUACUCCGUCUCCUUUCUGAUGUCCAUGAAUUUGAGGAACUCCCUGUCCGUCACAAUGAGGACAUCCUCAAUGGGGAACUGAGCCAAUUGUGUCGAAUCCCUGUUGAUCGACUCACACUGGACAGUCCACACACAAAGGCUCAUCUUCUGUUCCAAGCCCAUUUCUCCCGCCUGGAGCUCCCUUGUUCUGACUAUCACACAGAUCUCAAGUCUCUCCUGGAUGAGGUUUUGCGAAUCCUCCAGGCAAUGCUGGAUGUGAGUGGAGAGAGUGGAUGGCUGGGGACAUCAUUACAAGUGAUCCAUAUUAUGCAGGCAGUGAUUCAGGCCAGAUGGAUUCAUGACCCUCCACUCCUCAUACUUCCCAUUUUGGAACGAACUCAUCUUUCUGCUUUCCUGAGAAGUAAGAGAAUGAAGAGCCUGCCAGAGGUGAUGGAGGAAGUGGCAGUAGGUGGAGGUUAUGAAUCCCUCGCUGACAUUCUUCGACCAUACUUGGAUGAACCAGAGAUUGAAACCGUGUUCCGUGCUGUCAAUUCCUUGCCUCGACUCCAUGUCUCAGCCAUGCUAUUGGGACGGGAGGAUGAACAUGUUACAAGAGAAGAGACAUGGAUCCCAGUUGAGGGAGGAAAGGAAUAUACUCUUGUCAUCCACCUGCAUCGGCUCAACCCCUUCCUGAAGGGGAAAGAGGGGAAGGUGAAUGCUCCUCGUUUCCCCAAAGCACAGAAUGAGGCAUGGAUAUUGAUCCUGGGAGAUGUGGAGAGGGGAGAAUUGAUGGCAUUGAGACGUAUCCCUCCAAUACGUGGGAAGACCCCUUCCACCUAUCAAUUGGCCUUCAAAACUCCUUCUAUUAAAGGUGAAUCACUGAGACUGCUGGCUGGGCCCUCCUAG
Molecule: messenger RNA, 6456 nt
Organism: Darwinula stevensoni
Lineage: Eukaryota; Metazoa; Arthropoda; Ostracoda; Podocopida; Darwinulidae
Source: the annotation of a GenBank genome assembly